Messenger RNA from Paramisgurnus dabryanus, 3646 nucleotides. NCBI's taxonomy places the organism in Eukaryota, Metazoa, Chordata, Actinopteri, Cypriniformes, Cobitidae. The record is from RefSeq and is a predicted model, not a curated record.
AUUUAAAGGGGCAGUUUGUAAGAAUUUAUGUGCUUUAUUAAUGAAAAUCAAUGUCUUUAUUCAUAAAUAUGUCGUCAUUGGUGUCAAAUGACCUCUGCCGAUGAUCUGACUUUCCUUUGUAAGCUUAGAAUUUCUUCUAUUUACUUACAUUGGACGGGUAAGCUCAAGUAGGCUUCCAUGUCGUUACGCCAUAUUUAAAAACUACGAUUAGCAGAGCGGGACACAAAGCACUAGCCUACAGCAACGCGUUUCCACAACGCGUUUUCUUUCAGAGCCAGCAUCACCACGUGAUCCAGCUGAAACGGACGGCGAGGCGCAUGCGCCGCUUUGCACAGCACGGUUACGAACAACACAUCACAAUGGAUGAUCAUACUUACGCCGAGGCAAAGAGUAAGGAAUUAUCCGAGCCAACCAAAAAGGAAUUAAAAAGGAAACGUGACAGGCGAAUUCAAAAAAGUAGAGUAAAUAUCGGGAUAGCUUUUAGCAGGUGGAAAGAGCUGAUGAAGGCGAAAGAAUUCCAAAGGGAUGCUGAAGUUGCCUGCUUUCUUCUCGACAGUUAUGAGAGUACUCUUUUGAUUGGGAACACAUCAACCCCCAUGAAGUCAAAACAUUUUCAAGUACCUACUGCUCCAGCAUUAUCAAGCAUUUCCAGUGGAACAGAUAGGGAUGAACAUCUGAGUGCAAUAGUAGACGCACCGGAAAUUGGAACCCUUGAGCAGAGCAUGCAUGACAUGAGCAUUGAUGAGGAGGAGUUGAACGAAAAUGCAUUCAAUGACCCCAUGAACAGUGUGAUUGAUUGGGCAGAAGAGGGGCCCUCAUGUCAUGGUGACCGGGAUGAUAGCUCUGAUGAUGAAUAUCUUCCGCCAAUUUCUUUGCGAAUGGGUGGUGCAUUGAAGGGAGCAGAGGUAAUUGAAAAUCUCCCAACUAUCGGGAUUGAUGAGACUGUGCACGACCUGACUGCGCCCGACCAGACUGCCCCUACGUAUGAGCCCAUGAGUCUUGAGCUGCCAAUUUUGCCAGGCCCUCAGAAGGUCCUCAGUGAUGAUGACAUCGUUGGCGUCAGAGCAGCAUUGCUCUAUGAGAACUGUUUGAGGCAGCUUGUCACAUUUUUAACUCUGCCUGUGAACAGAUGCACUGGUGUCUUGAGGACUGGUUUGGUGUGUGACAGUGUUGGCCCUUUUUCAACAAACAUCACCUUCAGGGGCACUGCAAUGAUCGUUGAAUGGGGCUGCCCCAACGGACAUUGCCUGUGGCGGUGGAAUUCCCAGCCUGUGAUGAAGUUUGGCAUGCAGGCUGGGGACUUUCUUCUUUCCACAAACAUUUUACUUUCCGGAAACAACUAUGCUAAAGUUGCUCUCCUCUUCAAAUUCAUGAACAUGCGAAUGGUCAACCGUUCCACACACUUCACCAUCCAGGACACGUACUGUAUUGACCCUAUUAAAGAAUUCUGGGAAGAGAAGAGGUCUGAGGCCAUUAGCCGACUUCAAGGGAAAGAAGUUGUGCUUCUAGGUGAUGGCAGAAAUGACUCACCAGGACAUUCUGCACAAUACUGCAGUUACACGACCAUGGAGCUUGACUCUAAGGAAAUUGUGCAUGUGGCCACUAUAGACAAGCGGCAGACCAACUGGAACUCCAAUAUAAUGGAGAAGCAAGGUUUUAUACAGACAGUGGACAAGCUUACCCAAGAGAUAAAGGUCGUGGAGUUCUGCACGGAUGCUCAUGUCCAGAUUGCAGCCCUCUUGAACCCAGACAAAGGCAGAUAUAAGGAUCUGAGAAUUCACCACAGCCUGGACAUGUGGCAUGGUGCAAAAAGUCUUGCCAAAAAGAUCUCUACUGCUGCAAAGAUGAAAGGACAGGCUGUUCUCCUUCACUGGCUGAGGGAUAUAGUGAACCAUUUCUGGUGGUGUUGUAAGACAGCAGAGACAUUUCAGGAAUUUCUUGGACUUUGGAUUGGAGUUCUACAUCAUGUUUGCAACAAUCACACCUGGGAAACGGGGAGCUGCCAACACGAUCACCUUGAAGACAUUCAGGGUAAAGAGUGGAUUGAAAGAGAUUCCAAGAGUCACAAAGCACUAGUGGAUAUCGUCCUCAACAAGCGCUGGCAGAAGGAUGUCCACAAGUAUCUGCGCUUCAGAUCAACAGCACAUCUGGAGUCAUUUCAGAAUCACAUUCUGAUGUAUGCCAGCAAGCGCCAGGCCUUCACUCCCCGAGUGUAUGAUGCAAGAGUUGUGCUCGCAGCUCUGGACUACAAUUUUCAUCGUGAACGUCCAGCAUACAGGACGGCUGAGGGCCAACAACUUUUUAAGAAGAAGUACAACAAAAAUGCAAGAAGAUACAGCCUUUACACUGUAAAGUGUGAAAAAUCAUAUGCUUACAUCCCUGAGUUGCAAGCACGCAUCUUAAAAGGGAGAUUCACAAGCGGAGUUGGGAUGCCACGAAAGAGGACUCUAUGCCCCGAUGAUCCAAGGCGGCUUGGUGUUGUGCCCCCGAUACUUCCACCACCGACAUCAGAGUUGUUGCGUACACACGUCAGCAGAGGUUUAGGAUCAGCCUUUCAUGCUACUACCAACUUGGAGGCAGAUUAAGCUGUUGUUUUGUUGGUAUUCGAGUUAUUAGCACAUGUCCAAAAAAAUUGUAAAUAUUAAUAAAUCUACAACAUUUAUUUCAAUCUUUUUGUGUAUCAAUUUUGUUAUUGCAAUCUAAUUUUGAUAAUUUUAUCUAUCUCUAGUUUAUGAAAAAUACAGCACUGAGUCAAAUAAAAAACUUUUAUUCUUUGUAACAAACUUAGAAGUGAACACAAAGGUAGAAGUGAAUACAAAAUAUAUAUAAAAAAUAACUAUUUACAAAAAUUCUAAUGGCAAUCUUUUAGAUUCCUGGAAUGUAGCCGGUGUAUUGUCCAUGAGGAUCUGGGAAUUUUUCCCUAAUUCUGGAAACACAGCAGCUGGGAAUCACUCUCCUGUUCCCCUGUCCUAAUGCGCCAUGCUGCCAGAAAAUAAAGUGUCUGUAAGCUGCAUGUCUGUAUUCUCUGUUGUCAUCACCGGGCUCCCUAACAUUUCCAAACGCUGUGAGGUCCUCCCUGUAUUGCCUAUGUAUCCGCAGAUAACCCUCAUCCAAGCAGUAUUGCGUGAAAUGUGGCAGGAGGCUCACACAGUGGACUGGGUCUUGUCCACAGCAUUUCCGCUCCCUGUCCGUCGGCAUGUCUCUGCAGUGGCUACAGGUACACCAAGGUAGUCCUGGUACCUCCGCAGAUGUAUAGGCACCAUGUCUUUGCUGAUGCGUAAACAAUAGGUCAAAGAUCAGUCCCGGCUGCCUCUCUAACAUUCCAGCUGUGAGGCGUCUGUGAUCAUCUAGGGUCAUAUCCUGCAGAAGUCUCUGAAGAUAUGAAAUGAAAUAAGAUUGUGUUAGGCCAUUAGAUAUACAGCCAGGUAUGUAUUAGGGUAGAUCUAUAUAGCCAACAGUUUGAACAUGUUUUGCAGUAUGUGUACUGUAGGCAAUGCUGGGAUUUUAUUUAUCAGUGUUAACAAUAUAAAAUGUUAUCAGGGUGCACAAGAAAACAUUGCUCUCUAUAUCACUUUCUACAGGUCUUUUAUUUUCAAAAGCAAUGAAUUAGCUCACGUUGUGUCUAUUGAAAACAUUGUUCUCUAUA